AUGCCUUCCACUCUCUUUUCGUACCUAUCUAUAAUAGCGACGAGCAUUCUCGCCGUGAACGCUCUUCCUGGCUUGCCCGACAAAAUUUACGGCGUCAACCUAGGGUCAUGGCUCUUAAUCGAGCCCUGGAUGCUUCCAACUGAAUGGGUCAGCAUGGGAGGAGAGCGAUGUGAUUGGGAUUGUUCUGCGUGCAUUGCGAAUGAAUACAACUUCGCCCAAGCAUAUCCCGAUACUGUCGACCAAAAGUUCAAAGAGCAUUGGCAAACUUGGUUGACUCAAGAUGACGUUAAUACCCUGAAGGCAGCUGGCAUCAAUUCUGUUCGAAUCCCGCUUGGUUAUUGGAUUGUUGAACCCCUGGUCAACCGCACCUCAGAAUUCCAUGCCAAAGGAGGGCUCUUGGAGUUGCGACGUGGUUUGAAACAAUUAAAAGAUGCCGGAAUCCCUGUGGUAUUGGACCACCAUGCUCUUCCAGGUGUUGCUUCGCCGAACCAGAUGUUUGCUGGAAGGUGUACCGGCGACGUCCAGUUCUAUACACCACACAACUAUCACCGUGCACUUGUCUGGACCGCCGUCAUGACUGCUUUGUCGCAUAUCCACCCCGAUUUCAGCAUUGUUGCCUCUAUCCAAGCCUUGAAUGAACCCAUCAUGGACGCGAAUCAGACUCCUGGCCUGGGCGAAUUUAACAAGAACUUUGCACAAACCAUCCGCGCUGUUGAGAUUGCAUUGGGCAUCCCUGUUCCUGGCAUUUCCAUCGGUAUCUCGGCCAACCUUGCAUCGGCAGCCAAUGUCACCGUCGCAGUCUCGCAGGCAGCCACCCUCUCGUCCAUUUUCAACCCCGAAGUCCGACAAGCCCUGAAGGAUGCCAUCCCAAUGAUCCUGUACGCUGCAAAUCAGUUGGGUAUGAACACCAUUUUCGGCUUGGAUGGUCUUCGGAACGUGUUGAGGAAGCGCCAACCCCUGGUGGUCAAUUUCAUGAACGCUCAGUGGCAAUACAACAACCCUUCGAAUCCCGCUGAUGGCGCUAUUGGUCCGACUGCUUACGACAACCACCUCUAUUACUCAUUCGGAGGCGUUGCCGAUGCCAACGAGGAAGCUUACUUGAAGCACCUGUGCAAUCUCAACCGCAUCGAGGAAGCUGCCGCUAUCGGGAACAGUCCACUUUGGUUCGGAGAGUGGAGUCUUGCCACUCAAUUCGCAGCGACCGACGACUUCCUGAGAAAAUGGGCUGACGCUCAGAAGCUGAUGUAUGGCAAGGGCGCUGGCUAUUUCUUCUGGAACUUCAAGAUCGAGGAAGGCACCGACACCACUCGCCAAUGGUCGUAUUUGGAGGGCCUCAAGCGGGGUUAUCUCACCCAGGAUCCAUCGCAGUUCCACGAUCCUCACAUCCGCCUCAAGGAGGAGGGUGGGCUGAUUUGGUGA
Cyclocybe aegerita is the source of this 1419-nucleotide messenger RNA. The record is from the annotation of a GenBank genome assembly. NCBI's taxonomy places the organism in Eukaryota, Fungi, Basidiomycota, Agaricomycetes, Agaricales, Hemipholiotaceae.